ACCACUUGACCUAUUGCGAUUUUGGUACUAUAAUAUCAACUGUGGUUUCAGGUUUCAGUGCUUAGGAGCUUUGCUUGCUUUUGCGCAAAAUAUGCACGUCUCAACAGGGCAUUCGAAUUCUAUUUUGCUUCCCGUUGCACAACAUUUUGGCAAUGGAAAAACCUUUGGAAAAACCCAACGUUUGACGGUGAAUUUAAUUAGUAUUUUCCAGUUUUGCUGCUUUUCAUUGCUACUCUUUGGUGGACAUAGUGAAACACUUCAAGAUAACGUGACCAGAGUAAUAUCGUCAAAAAAGCACCUCCCGCUCUGCGUAGACAAUCUACUAGAGCAACAAGAAUGGAACUAUUCAAAAUGGGAAAAAUUCUUCUCAAAUACUCCUCCUUCGUGUUCAAAAAUCUACCGGCAGAGUGCAUGCAAGCUGCUGCAGUACAACGCAGAACACACAGUACUUUGUCUAGAUGCCAUCAAUAACCAGCACUGCUAUCGAGAUUAUUGUAGAAUAAAAAAAAAAAACACAUAUAGAAGUGUUUCAAACGAGCUACACUUUGUUUUUAUGGGAGAUUCAAGAAUUCGACAGCAGUUUUUCAAUUUUUUAAAGGGUAUAUAGCGGUAUUCGCAUAUGGGAUUCAAGCAACCAAUUCGCCGUAGAAUACAUUCGUGGGUGUGCUGUUCAUUCGCAACGUGAAACUGUCGGAGACUUCUCACUUCAGUACACUACCUGUAAAGAUUUUAUACAUACUGGUUAUACAGCUCUAUCUUUGGCGACUCAACUUCUGUAUAAUGAUUUUUGUAACAUAAAAUUGUACGGUAGCAUAAGAAGUUCUAUUUAAAUACUUGAUAAUAAAACGGUGUAGGUAGUA
Molecule: messenger RNA, 860 nt
Organism: Daphnia carinata
Lineage: Eukaryota; Metazoa; Arthropoda; Branchiopoda; Diplostraca; Daphniidae
Product: N-acetylneuraminate 9-O-acetyltransferase-like
Exons: 4
Coding region: 92-607 (171 amino acids)
Source: RefSeq, a predicted model, not a curated record